AGAAACAACGUGCACCGGGACCGACAGCGGCCAAAAACCUGCUCUGCUACCUUUUACACUAUAUCUCUUCAGUGAGAGGAAACCUAAACAUGGCUAAAUGGGGAGAAGGAGACCCUCGCUGGAUCGUAGAGGAGCGAGCAGACGCGACUAAUGUCAACAACUGGCACUGGACCGAACGAGAUGCGACAAACUGGUCGUCGGACAAGUUAAAAGCUCUGCUGCUCGGUCUGAGCGUGGAGAACGAGGAGGGGAGCUGCGAGGUCACAGAGGUCAGCAAGGUGGAAGGAGAGGCUUCGAUCAACAACCGGAAAGGGAAACUUAUUUUCUUUUAUGAAUGGAACCUAAAAGCAACUUGGACCGCGGUGUCAAAAGCAGGAAUCAAAUAUAAAGGAACGAUCGAAGUCCCGAACCUGUCUGACGAGAACGACAUGGAGGAUCUCGAUAUCGGCGUAUCGCUGAACAAAGACGAACCCGAGACGCCACUGACCAACCUGAUGAGGACAAAAGGAGCCGAUAAGAUCCGUGAAGCUCUGGGGAGCUACGUGGGCUACUUAAAAUCAGAGUUCACUCAGGGGAUGAUCCUGCCGACAGCGAACGGUAUGGCGAAGGUUCAGUCCACAUCACAGUCCAAAGCCAAGCUGAAUAAAACUCAGAUUUCCUCCUCGAGCAGCUCAGCCGCUCCCGUCAACACCGGCGUUAAGAUUCCCACCUGUAAAUUCAGCAUAAGGGAAAAGUUCCUCACCUCGCCGGCCGACCUCUUCAGGGUGUUCGUCAACCAGGAGAUGAUCCAGGCGUUCACACACGCUCCAGCGAUGGUGGAGGGAGAGAAGGGCGGAAAGUUUCGUCUGCUAGAUGGAAAUGUUUUCGGUGAAUUCUCGGAGCUGGUUCCCGAUGAGAAAAUAGUCAUGAAGUGGAGGUAUAACAACUGGCCCUGUGAGCACUACGCGACAAUCACGAUGACGUUCAUGGACCGGAGCAGCGAGACGGAGCUGAAGGUGGACUGUCGAGGCGUCCCUGAAAACGAGGAGGAGCGGACAAAAGAGGGCUGGAAGAGAUACUACUUUGAAGCUAUUAAACAGACAUUUGGCUACGGAGCGCGGCUCUUCUGAAGAACACCGUUGUACUGUAAUACGCUGUUUUCAUUUUCUUGGGUUUUUUUUUUUUUUUUUUCUUUUUCUCUUCUCUCGGAUUUUUAAUCUUCUUGUCCGUCGAUCUCUCUCUGGCACAAGAUCCUUCAGUGUAAAAAAAAAAACCUCCUAGCACGAGUUAAAAAGGAAAAGAGAUGAAAUGAAAUAGACGAGGCCGACAUGUCACCUGUCUGUCUGUGUAUCUGUAAAUGUUUUAAUUUCUGAUUUCAAAUAUUUAAAUCUAGACUUUUUCCCCCCCUCCUCCUCCUCUUCCUCCUCCUCCUCCUCCUCCUCUUCCUCUUCCUCUUCCUCCUCCUUCAGUAUUUGGGUCAGUUGUUCAAAGUAGCGUGAAUGGACUGUGCCUUUGAGACUCUGGAUGGAAAAUGGAAAAUAAAGCAAAGAAGAAUAUAAUGAACCACUAAUGCAAAAAUUGGCCUCCGAUUUAAUAUAAAUCAAAUGGUUAAAAGUCGAAAUGCUAAAAUUAUUAUUAUGUUGCUUUUUCGGGAAAUGAAUGUUUUUAUUUUUUACUUUCUUUUACUUCUUUUUCAAGUGUUAAGUGUUUAGUGAAGAUGAUGCAUGAUUCAUUUCAAACCUGCCGGACCGAGGAAACGACUGCUGGAUCUUGAACUUUCUCCUGGCAAAGUCCGACACUUUUAAAAAAAACAAAAAUCGCUUUAAAGUGCAGCGCUGUACUUCUUCAGUUUGUUUCCGUUAAGACAGGGGUGUCAAACAUGAGGCCCGAGGGCCAGAACCGGCCCGUUGAGGGGUUGCAAUCCGGCCCACUUU
Messenger RNA from Scomber japonicus (chub mackerel), 1913 nucleotides. Its product is annotated as activator of 90 kDa heat shock protein ATPase homolog 1-like. Gene Ontology annotation, cellular component: cytosol. Lineage: Eukaryota; Metazoa; Chordata; Actinopteri; Scombriformes; Scombridae. The transcript has 9 exons. The record is from RefSeq and is a predicted model, not a curated record. The coding region runs from base 90 to 1109 and encodes 339 amino acids. Gene Ontology annotation, biological process: positive regulation of ATP-dependent activity; protein folding. Gene Ontology annotation, molecular function: protein-folding chaperone binding; ATPase activator activity.